Messenger RNA from Salvia splendens (bonfire salvia), 735 nucleotides. RefSeq names its product zinc finger protein JACKDAW-like. Gene Ontology annotation, molecular function: DNA-binding transcription factor activity. The record is from RefSeq and is a predicted model, not a curated record. The transcript has 2 exons. Gene Ontology annotation, cellular component: nucleus. NCBI's taxonomy places the organism in Eukaryota, Viridiplantae, Streptophyta, Magnoliopsida, Lamiales, Lamiaceae. The coding region runs from base 38 to 400 and encodes 120 amino acids.
UUUAAUUAAUCAAUCAUCUCCUUAAUUAAUCCUGGUAAUGCUCACCAACAUUGAUCCCUCCGCCGCACCGGAGCCCCCUUUCUCCUACUGCCACACCGCCGCCGCCACCAAACGCAAGCGCCACCCCGCCGGAACCCCAGAUCCGGAUGCGGAGGUGGUGUCGUUGUCGCCAAAGACGUUGCUGGAGUCGGAUCGGUACGUGUGCGAGAUCUGCAACCAAGGGUUCCAGAGGGAUCAGAACCUGCAGAUGCACAGGAGGAGGCACAACGAUAAGCGGUCGGGGCCCAUACAUUACGCCUUGGAAGCGGUGGAAUUUCAGUCAGAGGUGGUGGUCGCGGUAGAUUUUGAGAGGCAGGUGGUGGAAUUUGAGUUGGAGAUGGUGAUUGCGGUCGAUUCUUAGUAGGAGACGGUGCUUGAGGUCGAUUCUCAGUCGGAUUCGAUUUUGAGAGGCGGGUGCUCUUCCCCUUCCCCUUCCCCUUCCCCUUCUCGUUCUCCUUCUCCGUCGACUUAUCGUUCUCCUUCUCCAUCUAGAGUUUCUUCCUUCUGCCGAUAAACUAGCUCAGCUUUCGUCGCGCCGCUCGCCGCUCAGAGAACAACGGCGCCGUCGAAGUGAGAGAGCGUGACCUUUCGUUUUUGUUCAAAAAUUAUCUGUUUGUUGUAAAAUUAUUUCUUACUCUUUAUUUUCUUUUUUAAUUCUCGUAUUUUGGUAUUUUAAAUGAUAUAUCCUUAAAAUAA